GUAGCUGAUCCCUCCCCCGCGGGCUACGUCGCGCCCUCCUUUUUUUUCAAACCCGGGGCUGGGCGGGGAUUGGUGGGCCGGGCACUCACGUGGUUAACGGUCGCGGGAAGCCGCGGAGCCCGAACCUGCGGCUGGACCUGCGGAGACCCCAGCCUCGGCGCCCGCGCCGCCCCGCCUCUGCCGGACAGUCCGCGCCGCCGCCGCCGCCGCCGCCACCGCGGUCCGGAGCGCCCCGGAGCUCAGUCCGCCGCCCCGCAGGUCCGCUGCCGCGGCCACCAGGCGCGCCCAGGCGCACGUGGCGGACCCGCCCCCUGGGCCGGCCGAGCCCUGGACUCCGCGGGCCCCGGCUCUCCGGUCCUCGGCCCCGGCCCCAGGGGCGCGAUGAGCUUCCUGAGUCGGCGGCAGCCGCCGCCGCCCCGCCGCGCCGGGGCCUCCUGCAGCCUGCGGCAGAAGCUGAUCUUCUCGCCCUGCAGCGACUGUGAGGAGGAGGAGGAGGAAGAGGAGGAGGAGGGCAGCGGCCACAGCACCGGGGAGGACUCGGCCUUUCAGGAGCCCGACUCGCCGCUGCCGCCCGCGCGGAGUCCCACGGAGCCCGGGCCCGAGCGCCGCCGCUCGCCCGGCCCGGCCCCCGGCAGCCCCGGGGAGCUGGAGGAGGACAUGCUGCUGCGGGACGCCUGCCCGGGCGCGGACGCGGCGGGCGGCGGGGCCGAGGGCGACUCGUGGGAGGAGGAGGGCUUCGGCUCCUCGUCGCCGGUCAAGUCGCCGGCGGCCGGCUACUUCCUCGGCAGCUCCUUCUCGCCGGUGCGCUGCGGCGGCCCGGGGGACGCGUCCCCGCGCGGCUACGGGGCGCGCAGGGCGGGCGACGGCCCCUGCUCGCCGCUGCCGGACCACCCGGGCACGCCGCCGCACAAGACCUUCCGCAAGCUGCGGCUCUUCGACACGCCGCACACCCCCAAGAGUUUGCUCUCCAAAGCUCGAGGACUCGAUUCUAGCUCUGUUAAACUCCGAGGUGGUUCUCUAUUCAUGGAUACAGAAAAAUCAGGAAAAAGGGAAUUUGACAUGCGACAGACUCCUCAAGUGAAUAUUAAUCCUUUUACUCCAGAUUCUGUGUUACUUCAUUCUUCAGGACAGUGUCGUAGAAGAAAAAGAACAUAUUGGAAUGAUUCCUGUGGUGAGGACAUGGAAGCCAGUGAUUAUGAGUUUGAAGAUGAAACAAGACCUGCUAAGAGAAUUACAAUUACUGAAAGCAAUAUGAAGUCACGGUAUACAACAGAAUUUCAUGAACUAGAGAAAAUUGGCUCUGGAGAAUUUGGUUCUGUGUUUAAGUGUGUGAAGAGGCUGGAUGGGUGCAUUUAUGCCAUUAAGCGAUCAAAAAAGCCAUUGGCCGGCUCUGUUGAUGAGCAGAACGCUUUGAGAGAAGUAUAUGCUCAUGCAGUGCUUGGACAACAUUCUCAUGUGGUUCGAUAUUUCUCUGCAUGGGCAGAAGAUGAUCAUAUGCUUAUACAGAAUGAAUAUUGUAAUGGUGGAAGUUUAGCUGAUGCCAUAAGUGAAAACUACAGAAGCAUGAGUUACUUUACAGAAGUGGAUUUGAAGGAUCUCCUUUUGCAGGUUGGCCGGGGCUUGAGGUAUAUUCAUUCAAUGUCUUUGGUUCACAUGGAUAUAAAGCCUAGCAAUAUUUUCAUAUCUCGAACCUCAAUCCCAAAUGCUGCUUCUGAAGAAGGAGAUGAAGAUGACUGGGUGUCCAACAAAGUUAUGUUUAAAAUAGGUGAUCUCGGACAUGUAACAAGGAUCUCUAGUCCCCAAGUUGAAGAGGGUGAUAGCCGUUUUCUUGCAAAUGAAGUUUUGCAGGAGAACUAUACCCAUCUACCAAAAGCGGAUAUUUUUGCCCUUGCUCUCACAGUGGUAUGUGCUGCAGGUGCUGAACCUCUUCCCAGAAAUGGAGACCAAUGGCACGAAAUCAGACAGGGUAGAUUACCUCGGAUUCCACAAGUGCUUUCCCAAGAAUUUACAGAGUUGCUAAAAGUUAUGAUUCAUCCAGAUCCAGAGAGAAGACCUUCAGCAAUGGCACUGGUAAAGCAUUCAGUAUUGCUCUCGGCUUCUAGAAAGAGUGCAGAACAGUUACGAAUAGAAUUGAAUGCUGAAAAGUUCAAAAAUUCACUUUUGCAGAAAGAACUCAAGAAAGCCCAGAUGGCAAAAGCUGCAGCUGAGGAAAGAGCACUCUUCACUGACCGGAUGGCCACUAGGUCCACCACCCAGAGUAAUAGAACAUCUCGACUUAUUGGAAAGAAAAUGAACCGCUCUGUCAGCCUUACCAUAUAUUGAGCUACUCAUUUCCCACUUCCCCAAAAAACUGUGACAAGAGGAAGCUAGGUUGAAAUCACUGCUGGAAUCCACUUUGCAAUUACUUUCUCAAUUGGUGUCAGUAGUUUUACUGAAAUACCUUUUAGGACUUGUGUGUGUGAAUUACAGUUGAAAGCUGUAUUUUGACCAUUGGUAUGUCAGGCUUUUGGCUAGUCUUAGCAGUCUCUCUUCUGUAGGAUGUCAGUCACUGUUGGAUGUUACACCGGCCUUUCCAGGGUGAACCACUGUGGUGGUGUGCUGCUUACAAUUUGCUGUUGCAUUGUCAUCAAAGGUAUCUUUACCUAUAGUGACCUGUACAAAGGACUCAAGGGCUUGAUUACAAACAUUUUCUCCCUUUGAAAAGGGAAAUGCUAAGAGACUCAGUACUACUCAGCUUUCAGUGUACCUGUGUCAAUCUUAUAUUUCUUUUUUUUAUUGUGAAUUAUACUUUUAUAUCCAACUGGGAGCACUUUGUAGGCAUUGCAUGAACCAUGGAAUGAUAAUUCUGUGGAAGUAUUGCCUUGUGAAUUUGCUGCUAUUUUAGUUUUGUCUUUGCUGUAAAAUUGUAGCAUUAAACAAUCAUUGUUGUUAAUAGGCUUUCUUUUGAAAACAAUUAUGUGAAAUAUAUAGCUGCUCUUGAUGAAAAGCAGCUAUUUGCCUUUUUUUCUUUGAACUUUGAAGCUAGUGCAUUGGAGAAAUGCACCUUUUUUCCCCCUUUGGAAUGCUGUAUUAAUGUAGUAUAAUUAUUGCUGGUUUUGUAAUUUUUCCUGAUAAUGCCCUUCCCUGACUCCUUUUUAAAAUGUUUCUUCCCGCUGCCCAAGUUUUGUACUUGAUUGUAUUAUUAGUCUGUUUUUGAAUGUUUUGCCCAGUUUUUCAAUAUUUGUGUAUAUAAACUAAUCUUGGUGAUACUGUACAUAGCUGUUUGAAAUGCCAGAAUGACUUCUGACUAUUCCAAGCUUUUCACAAAAUAUAUUUUAUCUGUGAUUAGCCAUUUGACUAAUAAUACUGGCUAACAGAUAUUGCAAAAAAAGAAAAGAAUUUGUCUAUUGUUUGUUUUCCUAUUUUGGUUUAAAACAUGUUUGCACUUGUCUCUUUGACUUGUGUUUUAUUAACAUUGAUUGGCAUAUUAAAAGUCACUCUGAGCUUACC
Messenger RNA from Ceratotherium simum simum (southern white rhinoceros), 3489 nucleotides. RefSeq names its product WEE1 G2 checkpoint kinase (gene WEE1). Gene Ontology annotation, cellular component: cytoplasm; nucleus. Gene Ontology annotation, biological process: protein phosphorylation; mitotic cell cycle. Gene Ontology annotation, molecular function: ATP binding; non-membrane spanning protein tyrosine kinase activity; magnesium ion binding. NCBI's taxonomy places the organism in Eukaryota, Metazoa, Chordata, Mammalia, Perissodactyla, Rhinocerotidae. The record is from RefSeq and is a predicted model, not a curated record.